AUGAAAAAGUAUAAAAAAUUAGGAACAAGUCCAAGAGGUAGAAAGAAGAAAAGAAGAGACGAUGCAGGUCCCGUGGAGGGAGAACAAACGUCGUGCAGAGGCAGCCUCAAUGUCGAUGUUGCAGAAGCGGUGGCGAAUUUAGCGUUAUCGUCGCUUAUAGCUCCAUUUACGUACAAACACGUAUCGGAAAGGGCAGAGGAUCUCGUGGCGAUGCGUCAUCGAGUGAGCAAACAGGGCAUCGGUCGCUCCCCCGUUUCCAUUCGUAGGCCGACGCACACCACGCGUACAAUUCGUCCCUGCCGUCGGCUGUCAACGUAA
Habropoda laboriosa is the source of this 318-nucleotide messenger RNA. RefSeq lists its product as uncharacterized. Lineage: Eukaryota; Metazoa; Arthropoda; Insecta; Hymenoptera; Apidae. The record is from RefSeq and is a predicted model, not a curated record.